CAGACGUAGGUAUAAAAUGUGACUGACCAAAUACCGAAGUCACAUCUUUAACACUGCCACCAGAAGCGAAAACCCGGACUGUGAUGACCAUUCCCUUGAAAUGACACGGAACAGCUGAAGCUAGCGCUAUGGUCGCUUCUAGCGCGCCCUCGCCACCAUGGCCGAUGAAGAGAAAAUUCCCCCAACUUUUCUCGAGAAACUUCUAUUCUACACAACAGCCAGCUUCGUUCUGCUUGCCACGUUUAGCCUUUUCGCCUUCUUAUUCUUAGUACCGUUCGUCAUAGAGCCUGCCUUCACCACAAUAUUUAUGCAGUUUGAUCCAGUAGCGGCAUUAUGUGUAACCGCCUCAGUGAAACACUUAGUCGGAGUCAGCAACUGCUCCUGGGCAUCGUGUAGAGAAGGUUGCACUAAAGACCUUUUUGAGUGUACCCAAAUAAGAGUCAACUAUAAACUCGGUUACGACGCAAAUAUUACGGCCACAGAGUAUGAGAACCUGAUCAGAGUGGAGAGAGCUUUGCGGAAAGACUACGAAUACGAGAACUACGAGACGGUAGCUGAGAAAAACUAUCCAGACAUGGCUGAAGAACAGGAGCUACCAGACGUACCGCCGACUGGAUUACAAGGGAACGAUUCCGAAUGGUAUUUCACUGGUGCACGUCUCUUUCCAAACGUAAAAGGGUGUGGUUACCCACCCAUUUUGAAUUGCACCGUAUUCUAUGGCAAGUACAGGCCUUUAGGUACGAACUAUUCAUGUUACUACAGCAGAGUAGACCCAGGAUUAGUAAUCACCGAGUUGGAUAUGUGGCAGAACACCUUGAAUUUAGUUUACGCUAUGGCGAUACCUAUUCCAUCGUUCAUAAUAUCAGUGAUAUACUUGACAUUUGCAUACUUCAAAAUCUAUAAUACAGAGGAGGAAUCAGAGCAGGCACCGUUGAAGAACGACGCGGAGGCGAUGGCGAUUGGAGACGAUGAGAAGCCGACUACUCCUGGAUCUGACACGUUCAGGGAGGAUUUGGCUGUAUGUUUUGGCAAUCAACUCAAGAUGCAGUUAGCUAACGAGAAGCCGAAGGAAGGCUUCGAGUCCAAUAGUCCACCAAUUUCCAAUUCAGCAUCUCUAUCUGGGUAA
Molecule: messenger RNA, 1126 nt
Organism: Diatraea saccharalis (sugarcane borer)
Lineage: Eukaryota; Metazoa; Arthropoda; Insecta; Lepidoptera; Crambidae
Source: the annotation of a GenBank genome assembly